Molecule: messenger RNA, 3768 nt
Organism: Leptidea sinapis
Lineage: Eukaryota; Metazoa; Arthropoda; Insecta; Lepidoptera; Pieridae
Product: zinc finger protein 271-like
Exons: 13
Coding region: 154-2343 (729 amino acids)
Biological process (GO): regulation of transcription by RNA polymerase II
Cellular component (GO): nucleus
Molecular function (GO): zinc ion binding; DNA-binding transcription factor activity, RNA polymerase II-specific; RNA polymerase II transcription regulatory region sequence-specific DNA binding
Source: RefSeq, a predicted model, not a curated record
UCACAUCUCAAUAAUUCUCAAUCUCAAAUAACUUUUCAUUACCUACUGCUAAUAAAUAAUAAUGCUAUUGGUGUAAAUAAUCUAAAUUAACUGAGUCCUGUAUGUGAUCUCUUGUGGCAUACCAGAGAGUUAAUAAACACAAAUAAUAUUACCAUGUUCACAGCUCUAGAGGCUUGUUUAGUCUGCUUGAGUACCGAUGUUCAAAUGGUCAGUGUAAAUGUUGGCAAGAUAAAGGAUCACUACAGCAUGAUUUCAGGAUUAAAGAUUCAACAAGGCAAAGGUUUUCCAGAGUUCCUUUGCAUAGGAUGUUUGAGUUAUAUUAAAAAAUAUAUUAAAUUUAGGGAAAAAUGUCAGAGGGCACACUACACCUUGACCCAAAUAUUAGAAAAAAAUAAAGAGAUAACUAAGCCAUUAUUAAAAGCAAUUGACAGAAAGCGACUGAAAAUUAUACCACCUUUGUCAUAUCCAAACCUAAGGGGCUCGAAUGUUCAUUAUGAGAGUGUCCAAUUUAAAUGGAUCAAGGCAGUCCGGUUUCCGCCACAAUCAAAUGAUAUACCUGUGAUGCAUUAUAAUACUUUUCAAACAAAUGAUACCAUGAUGUUAAAGCAAAAUGAUUUAUCUGAUGCCCAUGAGAAUGGCACUUUCGCAGAUGAAAUCCCUGAUAGUAUUUUCGAUGACUGUUUCGACACAAGUAAUGAUGCAGAUGGUUCGAAAUUAGAUGAGGAGUAUGCAAAUACUGUGCCAUUGUCAAAGAACGAAGCGAUGGCUGCUGUAGAGAUAUAUAAGAUGCUAGGCCAUGGUAGCUAUCAAUGUCAAGUUUGCUGUAAAAAGUAUGCAGCUGAAGAACAGUUAACCACACAUGUGCGAAUGCAUGAUCCAGACUUAAGUGGAAACUUUUAUUGUGACCUGUGCCAGUGUUUCUAUAAAACAGAAUUUUUACUCACCAGUCACGUGGAAACUAAACAUAUGUACAAAUAUUUAUGUACCAAGUGUCAAGAAGUCAGUUUUGACAAAGCAACUGCUAAGAAACAUUACCUAGUAGCCCACAUUGAAAAGCAAACUGGACCCACGACAAAAGAAGCUAAAUGCAGCAAGAAAAGAAAUUUGUUAAGGGUUAAGAAUAAGAAGAGAUUGAAGUUGCCGAAAGAUUUUCUUGUCCGUACUCCGAUCACACAGGAGGAACAGUACGACUUGAUAAGGCAAAGGAAACUGUCCAAGAAUUAUAAAAAGUCAAUGUUUAAAUGUGAUUAUUGCUACAGAGGCUUCAGAGAGGUUGCCACUUAUAAGAAGCAUAUGACAAAACAUGACCCGGAGGUGUCCGGUAGUUACCAGUGCGACAUGUGCAAGAUCUACGUGACCUCAACCAGGCAGAUGUACAAACACAUGUCGCUGGCGCAUCUCAACAAGUACUCCUGUCGGAUAUGCAACUUUGUGUGCUUCUGCAGAGGUCAGGCAAAAAUGCAUUACAGGUGGCACAAGAACGUAACAUACCCGUGUCCACACUGUGAUCAGAACUUCACGAAGCUAUCAACGCGGCUGACCCAUAUAAGAAUCAAACAUCCGUCCACCAACAUCUGCAAUGUGUGCGGACACAGUUUCGUGAGUGACACGGGCCUGUACUGCCACAAGAAACUGGUGCAUACUAAGGAGGAGAUCGAAUGGAGCGAGUCACAAUGUAUCGAGAAGACGAGUCCCCUGUACUGCGAGGCGUGUCAGGUUCAGUUCCGGAACGACACAGCCUUCGCCACGCACUUCGGUAGCUCCAGCAAACAUGCUGACACCAAUAUCUCAACAAAACAGACUAGCAGCAGUGCUAAGACGAAGAGACGCGGACGACCUCGAGCUGUGGACACGGUGUACGGGGCCACGUGUGAAAUUUGUCAGAAGUACUUGUGUAGCGACAGUCAGGCUCGCAAGCACUACGAGAGUGAACACCCGGGCUCGGAGUACACCAAGCGGUACAUGUGUGACAUCUGCGGGCACAUCACUAAGCAAUAUGCUAACCUCAUGGUACACAUGCGGCGCCACACGCAGGAGAAGCCGUACGCGUGUCCGCACUGCGACCGCCGGUUCAGUAUGGCCAACAACCGGGACCGCCAUCUUGUUGUACAUACUGGUGAGAAGCGCUACGAGUGUCAACAUUGCAACCGUCGCUUCACCCAGAGUAGCGCGGUCAAACUGCACAUACAAACUGUCCACCUGAAGAUACCGUACGCGCCCUGGGACAAGAAGAACAGGAAGCGGAAGAGACAGACGGACAGCGGCACGGUGCUCGAGCAGCAGAAGAUAGUGGCCGACCCCAUGCAAGACUAUAUCAACGCGUACAUCACUUAUAACGAGUGACGUGGCACAGACAUUCUACUAGUGGGAGGCUCCUUUGUACAGGAUGCCGGCUACAUUAUAAUGAUGAUAUGAUAUGAUAACACAACGGCGCCUAUUUCUGCCAUGAAGCAGUAAUGUGUAAGAAUUAUUGUGUUUGGGUCACCAUAGCUAGUGAAAUUACUGGGCAAUGAGACUUAACAUCUUAUAUGUCAAGGUGACGAGCGCUAUUGUAGUGCCGCUCACAAUUUUUUGGCGUUUUUUAAGAAUCCUGAGCGGCAUUGCAUUAUAAUGGGCAGGGCGUAUCAAUUACCAUCAACUGAACGACCCGCUCGUCUCGUCCCUUAUUUUCAUGAAAAAAUCUCUAAUGGCCUUACAAAUAAAUUUGGCAUAAAGUUACUCCUGAGAAUAAACCAAGAAUAUGCAAAAUGUUAACUAUAUCGCUGACAACACUGACAAUACAAUGAUAAUUCUGAAUUGUAAACAUUUUCCUUAUUCUUGGUUUAUUCUCAGGUGUAAUUUUAAACCAAUGUUAUUUGUCGGGCCGAAGUACUGGAUAAUAAUUACUAAUAUUUUCUCUGUAGGUUUAAUAAAAUUAUAAGUAUAUUCUGGCACAACACACCAUCAUUUCGUAAGUAAUAAAACGCUUUUUAUCUAGGAUGAAGUAUUAACUGGAUUUACCAUACGCGUACAUCCAAAAGGGACUAAAACCGGAAAAAAAUUUAAUAAUUAAUAUAUUUACUAGUUAUUCCUGAUAUUGUGGAAUUCGAAUUAUUGUAAGAAAUACUUAUCUAAAAGUAAUUUCAGACGUAUUUCUUUUUAUCUAAAAAUAUUACCUACGUAUGAAAAAGUAUGUUUUCUUAUUUAUGUUAGUGUUUUUGUAUAUUAAAAUGUUAAGUCAAUACAAAACUUGACCACAAUAUUGCUGUCGUCAUUUUUAUUCUUAACACUUUGUAUAUAUCGUAAUGUCGUAAUUGCACGAUGUAUUAUUAUGAGGUUGACACAUCCAGGUGUAUACUUCAUCCUAGAUCUUUAUUGCAGUAAAUGUAGUAUAACCUAUCUCUUCGAUUGGAUGUGGAAUUUUUCGUUAUAAUCUAUUGCUUGUUAGAACAUUCCAUUGACUUUUUGCGGUUUACUUUAGUAUCGGUGCACAAUUUCCUUGUAGGUAGUAAUCUGUAUGAUAAGUUUUAUAUAAUGUUAAUAAAUAAAUGUAUGUAUAAAUAAUGGUUGGGAGGCUUUUUGCGUUAAUAUAAUAGAGUAUAUUAAAUAAUUAAGUAUUAUUACUAAUAAUAUUUAUUAGCGUGUAACGAAACUUAAAUAACCGAUUAUUGUGUAUACAAGUAUAUUUAAAUUAUUUUUCUGUGCAAUUUGCUUCAGAAUUAUUUUACUGUCUAGAUUAACAUGUUUAUGAAAGAAAUUAGAAUAAUAUGGAAUGGAAUAUUAUAUUGU